Stegastes partitus (bicolor damselfish) is the source of this 3072-nucleotide messenger RNA. RefSeq names its product casein kinase 2, alpha 4 polypeptide (gene csnk2a4). The coding region runs from base 319 to 1500 and encodes 393 amino acids. Gene Ontology annotation, molecular function: protein serine/threonine kinase activity; ATP binding. The transcript is spliced from 13 exons. Gene Ontology annotation, cellular component: protein kinase CK2 complex; nucleus; cytosol. The record is from RefSeq and is a predicted model, not a curated record. Lineage: Eukaryota; Metazoa; Chordata; Actinopteri; Pomacentridae. Gene Ontology annotation, biological process: regulation of cell cycle; peptidyl-serine phosphorylation; peptidyl-threonine phosphorylation.
UGAUACAGCAGAAAUCACACACUGGCACAGGCACACCGGCGACGGAGGGAGGCGAGGACCGUAGGCUUGAAGAAACUUGGCUUAUUGGGAAGCAUUUCGGUCGUUGAAUCAUCCAAGGGGCUAUCCCACCGUGCCCCUGGUGGCCCCUCCCCCCGUCCUCAGGCAAAGCCUCCCCCAAACCCCUUUCCCUGUUGGGAUCAACCCCCUCACCCCUUACCUUCCCUCCUCUUCCUCCCUCCCUUCUACCCAUCGUCCCCGGACUCCAAGCAUCCUCCACUGCAGUAAGACCUCCUCAUUAUCCCUGCCAAGCUGUCGGACAUGUCAGGACCCGUGCCGAGCCGGGCCAGAGUGUACACCGAGGUCAACACUCACCGGCCAAGGGAGUACUGGGACUAUGAGUCCCAUGUGGUUGAAUGGGGGAACCAGGACGAUUUUCAGUUGGUGCGGAAGUUAGGGCGUGGCAAGUAUAGUGAAGUCUUUGAGGCAAUCAACAUUACCAAUAAUGAGAAGGUGGUGGUGAAGAUACUCAAGCCCGUGAAGAAAAAGAAAAUCAAGCGUGAGAUCAAGAUUUUGGAAAACCUUCGCGGCGGUCCGAACAUAAUCUCACUCAUCGAUAUUGUCAAAGACCCUGUUUCCCGGACACCUGCCUUGGUCUUUGAACAUGUUAACAACACAGACUUCAAGCAACUGUACCAGACCCUGACCGACUAUGACAUCCGGUUCUACAUGUAUGAGAUCCUCAAGGCCCUGGAUUACUGUCACAGCAUGGGGAUCAUGCAUAGAGAUGUAAAGCCACAUAACGUGAUGAUUGAUCAUGAGCACCGCAAGUUGCGCCUUAUUGACUGGGGCCUGGCUGAGUUUUACCACCCGGGACAGGAGUACAACGUCAGAGUGGCCUCGCGCUACUUUAAAGGGCCUGAGCUCUUGGUGGACUAUCAGAUGUAUGACUACAGUCUUGAUAUGUGGAGUUUGGGCUGUAUGCUGGCGAGCAUGAUCUUCAGAAAGGAGCCCUUCUUCCACGGUCAUGACAACUAUGAUCAGUUGGUGAGAAUAGCCAAGGUUCUGGGGACAGAAGACCUCUACGACUACAUCGACAAAUACAACAUCGAGCUGGAACCUCGCUUUAAUGACAUUCUGGGACGGCAUUCUCGUAAGCGAUGGGAGCGCUUUGUCCACAGUGAGAACCAGCACCUGGUCAGCCCCGAGGCUCUGGACUUCCUGGACAAGUUGCUGCGCUACGACCACCAGGCCCGACUGACCGCCCGCGAGGCCAUGGAUCACCCUUACUUCUUCCCGAUUGUGAAAGAUCAGUCUCGUGUGGCUGGAUCAGCCAACCUGCCCAGUGGGAACCCAGCUGUUAGUACAGCCAACAUGAUCACUGGUAUCUCUGCCUUGCCAGCCUCCACUGCCCUGGGCCCUCUCACCGGCUCACCGGUUCUGUCUGCUGCCACCAACGCCCUGAGCACCCCGGUGCCCGCUGCUGCCGGCGCCCCGCAGUGACACCCCCGCCCCAAUCCACACUCGGCCCCCUCCCCCCUCUCCUCGAUCUCUCUCACCUCUACCACCACCCGGGCUGGACGGGGGAGGGGGGGAGGGGGGUGGGUCGACAGGUGCCACUCUGCCAGCCCCUCACCACAUCCAACCUAACUCAGUGUGACAGCGACUCGCCAGCCUCCGAGCUGGAGGCCGCCAUCGUCUUAAGAAAAGAAAGAUGUGUUCCCCCCACUCCCUCCGUUCCGUUUCAGCCUUGAAUGAACGUGUUAACCUGACAUCUGAGAUGAAUGUUCUGUGUAACUGAAAUAUACAGAUAUCCUUUACAUUUUCCCCCCACAAGCUGUAGUGAAUACAAAGGGGUGUAUGUUUGUGUGUGUGUGUGGUGAGUCCGAGAGCAAGUGUAAUCCACGGGGGUCUCAAAAGCCUCCACCUCCCAGUGUGUGUGUGUGUGUGUGUGUGUUAAUUUGGAUUGAGAAGGCACUGGUCAAUAAGAACAUCAGCAGAAGGUUAAAGAAAGAGAUGUUGGCCAUCAGGACCAAGAGGAGCACAUCCUGUAUAGUUUACUACUGCAGCAUCGUCAAAAACAAGACCUGAUGAGAACACUUAAUUUACCUCCCCAGAUGAGUCUGAACACCCUCCAGAUCACAGCGUUUUGGAAGUGUUUGGUGCUGUUCUGUGCUCCAGCUGUAUGUGAACACAAUGACACUUCAACACUUUCUCUGCCUGAGUAGUUUUGUCUUGCCUUUCUUACCAAACCAGAUCACCAGUCUUCUUUUUAUAUGCCACCCCCCCCCUCCCCCCUGCCCUCCCCCUCCCCGCCCUCGUCACGUCGUCCGUCAUUAAUUUGUGUUCCGAUCGAAACGUUUCUGGACUGUUGGAAAAAAGGUUCCACCACCAUCAAGUUGUUCGAUCAACUCUAGUUGUGCUAUGAUCUCUUAAGAAGCCAGGUAAGGUUCAUUCAGGUUCUCAGUGACAUGGUUUCUCAAACGUGCUGCUUUCCAGUUCCUUGAAUUACUUCAAGUGGCUUUUCUUGAAUUACUUCAAGACAUAACCAAAGUUUACUCAGUUGGUUGGAAAAAGAGACUGACCAAACCUAGUUUUAUUUUGUGGGAGUUACUCACAGAGAUGCUGUAAUACAGGUCGACAGUGAAUAAGGUGACAACACGACACAAUAAUUAUCUGCAGGUGACUGUUAGAGUCGGAGGAAGGUUCACUCCCGUUCUGUCGUGACACCGGUCAGCUUUCGGAGGAGUUCUACACUUUGUCUUUCAUGUUGAGGGAAGCGGUGAAGUUCAAUAGCACUUGAAGGGUAGAGUUUUCCCCAGUGUUUUAGUGCCAGAGUUUGAAAGUGUAAGUUUUAGACCCUGCUGUACAUAUGCAUCUUUUUUCUUUUUUUUUUCUUUUUUUUUUUUCAUUUCAAAACCUGAAAAAUGCAAAUAAAUCACGACAUGUAUACAUUGACCUGAGAACGAAGCAGUUUGAGUCCCUACAUCACUGUAUAUAUUUUUAUGUCCUUAUGUAGAAGACUAGUAUUUGAAAAUAUUUGUGUAAAUAAACACGUGUUUUAUUUAUCAGGUA